ACAGUCAAUACGGAGACUGUCCAAAGGAAUACGUCCACCAGGAAGAGACUGCUACACGCUAAAUAAAAAAAAAACAAUGAGCUACCCCGGAUACCCCCAUCAGGCAGGCGGAUACCCACCACAGCCUGGGGCUUACCCUCCACAACCAGGUGCUUACCCACCCCAGCCUGGAGCUUACCCACCCCAAGCAGGAGGAGGCUACCCACCACAGCCAAGCGGCUACCCUCCUCAACCUGGCGGCUAUCCACCACAGCCUGGAGGUUAUCCACCACAACAAGGAGGAUAUCCUUCACAGCCUGGAGGCUAUCCACCAGCAGGAGGCUACCCACAGGCACCACCUCAAGGCAGCUGGGGAGGUGGCCCUGCUGGUGGAUAUCCCUCCAUUGGUCUUGACAACUUAUCCAACCCUGGAUAUGGAGGCAUGGCCAACCAGACCUCUUCAGGCAUGGGGGGUUUUAUUCCAAACCCGUCCAUGUUCGCCCAAGCCCCUGGGGGGUAUCCACCUGCCCCUCAACCUGGCGGGUAUGGUGCCCCCUUCCCUAACCAACAGUCAUAUGGCCUGUACCCACAGCCAGGAGGGACCAUGCCCCCCCAACAGCAAGGUCAAGCGAUGGGCUACCCUGGUCAGCCCGGCCAGCCUAUGCCUGGGUACCCCCGUGCACCAUCACCCAACCCAUCUAUGCCUGGUUACGGAGGAGCACCAGCACCUAUGCCAGGGUACCCAAAGGUCCCAUCACCAAAUCCAUCCAUGCCAGCCUAUGGAGGAGGAGGAGGAGGAGCCAUGCCAAUAGCUCCACCAGUCAAUAGGGGAUUCAGGGGAACAAUCAAGGACUUUCCUGGAGCUGACCCACUUAAGGAUGUGGAGGUCCUGAGGAAGGCCAUGAAGGGUUUUGGAACUGAUGAGCAAGCCAUUAUCGAGUUACUGGGGAGUCGUUCCAACAAGCAGCGUGUGCCUAUGCUCAGGACUUUCAAAACCGCCUAUGGAAAGGAUCUGAUUAAGGACCUGCAUUCAGAACUGUCUGGAGACUUCAGGAAGCUGGUCAUGGCCAUGAUGAAGGCCCCAGCAGAGUUUGAUGCCUAUGAACUCCACAGUGCCAUAAAGGGAGCUGGAACUGACGAGGCCUGUCUGAUAGAGAUCCUGUCUUCCCGCUCCAACGCUGAAAUCAAGGAGAUAAACCGGAUUUACAAACAAGAGUACAAGAAGUCACUGGAGGAUGCAAUUAGUGGAGACACCUCAGGCCACUUCCGCAGGCUCCUGAUCUCUCUCGCUCAGGGUAAUCGGGACGAACGACAAAAUGUUGACAUCUCCCUGGCUAAACAAGAUGCUCAGGCCUUGUAUGCUGCUGGAGAAAACAAACUGGGAACAGAUGAGUCCAAGUUCAAUGCUAUUUUGUGUGCCAGAAGCAAACCCCAUCUCAGAGCAGUGUUUCUCGAGUACCAGCAGAUGUGUGGCAGGGAUAUUGAGAAGAGCAUCGGCAGGGAAAUGUCCGGAGACCUUGAGAGUGGCAUGCUGGCAGUGGUGAAGUGUAUUAAAAAUACACCUGCCUACUUUGCUGAGAGACUUUACAAGGCCAUGAAGGGAGCUGGGACCAAAGACAAAACCCUGAUCCGGAUAAUGGUCACCCGUUCAGAGGUCGACAUGCUGGACAUUCGUCAGGAGUAUGUUAAAAACUACGGCAAGUCCCUCUACACGCACAUCUCUGGAGACACAUCAGGAGACUACAAGAAACUCCUAUUGAAGCUCUGUGGAGGCAGUGACUGAAAACCAGACUUCCACUGCAUUACUGAGAUUUCUAUAAAUAUCAAUUUUCUGCCUUAUCUUUAUGCACUAUAUACAAACUGCAAACCUGCAUGCCAUGCCAAUGCUUCCAAUGCAAUGUUUACUCAACUAUAAGAAUCGUCUACAUAUUGCUACAUGUUACUUUUAUAUAUACAGUGUCACCAAAAGGUUUUAUAUUUUUUCACUUGUCAUAUCUUUGCUGGAUAUAUGAGUCAAAUAUACACGGUCAGACAAUGGAUUUGUUAAGAGCGUACAUUAGAAUUUUAAGAGCUAUAUAUUUUAUAAAUUGUUUUGUUUCAAUUGUGCCAAUACGAUCAGAUAUUAAAUGUUAUCCGAUGCGUUUAUCAGCUUCUUUUCUGAUGUUCCGUAAUGCUGAAAAAACAUGAGUCACAGAGUAGAUAGCAGCUAUGUACCAAAGUAAAAGAUAAUGUUUGCAAUUGUAUAAUCUCUUCUAUAUUUUGUAUUGUUUUGUUCAUCAUAGUUGUGCUGUGUUUAAUGCAGAUGCUUUAAAGGUGGAGAAUACGAGUCCAAUCCAAAACCCUUUUUGGCAAAUUCAGGAAAUACGAACUAUCUGUCCAAUCAGUGUGUGUGCUGGAAAAAAAAAUCUGGUGUUUGAACACACCCCUGGCUCUGGAAAGCUAAAAAAAAAAACAAAAGUAUAUCAGACCGAUUUGCACGACACUAGUUGAGUGUGUCCUGUGUAAGCUUGUGCACUGUACACAGGACGGGGGUAAAGGGAUAGGGAGCGCUUAAUUUGUUUAUUGUAUACCUGUUGUUGUAGCAUGCAAAACCCAACAUCACAUUUCAUAAAUUGUGAUCUUGUCUUCAUGAGUCUCAGAAAAUAAACAUUGAGAACAUGC
Stegastes partitus (bicolor damselfish) is the source of this 2640-nucleotide messenger RNA. Its product is annotated as annexin A11-like. Gene Ontology annotation, molecular function: calcium ion binding; phosphatidylserine binding; calcium-dependent phospholipid binding. The transcript is spliced from 15 exons. Gene Ontology annotation, cellular component: vesicle membrane; nucleus; cytoplasm. Gene Ontology annotation, biological process: phagocytosis; cytokinetic process. The record is from RefSeq and is a predicted model, not a curated record. NCBI's taxonomy places the organism in Eukaryota, Metazoa, Chordata, Actinopteri, Pomacentridae. The coding region runs from base 77 to 1762 and encodes 561 amino acids.